Messenger RNA from Culicoides brevitarsis, 3458 nucleotides. RefSeq names its product metabotropic glutamate receptor 1-like. NCBI's taxonomy places the organism in Eukaryota, Metazoa, Arthropoda, Insecta, Diptera, Ceratopogonidae. Gene Ontology annotation, cellular component: plasma membrane; postsynaptic density membrane. The transcript is spliced from 12 exons. Gene Ontology annotation, biological process: G protein-coupled glutamate receptor signaling pathway; regulation of synaptic transmission, glutamatergic. The record is from RefSeq and is a predicted model, not a curated record. Bases 40 to 3321 code for a protein of 1093 amino acids. Gene Ontology annotation, molecular function: adenylate cyclase inhibiting G protein-coupled glutamate receptor activity; G protein-coupled receptor activity involved in regulation of postsynaptic membrane potential.
UGCAACAAGUGAAACAAAGAGUACAAGGAUAACUUUCUCAUGUCGUUUAUGUUCCUGCCGCGCUGUCUUUUUGUGUUUUUCCUGUCAAACUUCAUCCAAGCCCAAUCAUCGCAAAAUAACGCAUCAAAACCCACAUCUGCCGGAUUGCCGGGAGACUUUAUAGUUGGCGUGUUAGUUAGUGUGCAUCACCAGCCGUCUCCAUCGCAAGCGAGUCAACGUCGCAUCGGACAACAUUUGUGCGGCGAGGUAAGGGAACAUUACGGAAUUCAACGUACGGAAGCCGUUAUCCAGACCAUCGAUGAAAUUAAUGCCGAUCCAACGAUUUUGCCAAACAUCACAUUAGGAUAUCAAAUACUGGACACUUGCUGGUACGCUCCCAUUGCAUUGCGACAAACGAUCGAACUCAUUCGAGGCACAGAAGAUGAAAAGUGCACGUCGAAGAAUGUCACAGUGGCACAAAAAGCGAUACAGAAACACGCGUCGAGUGCAACCAAAGCAAAUAAUGCCACAUUCAAAAAUACCUUGAUUGGAAUAAUUGGUCCGGGCAGCAGUUCCAUCGCGUUACAAGUCCAAAAUCUUCUGCAACUUUUUUCACUUCCCCAAAUUGGUUACUCGACAACUUCGCGUGAUUUAUCCGACAAGGCGCGUUACAACACUUUUUUGCGCGUCGUGCCAUCCGAUUACUACCAAGCACAAGUUAUGAUUGAUAUCGUAAGGCGUUUCAAUUGGACCUACGUGUCGGCUGUGAAUACGGAUGAAAAUUACGGUCAAUCCGGCAUCCAAGCAUUCCGUGAACUUGCUGAAAAAUACGACGUCUGUAUCGCUCGCGAAGAUUCCGUUCUAAGCAACGCUGACAAAAGCCAAUUCGACGAUGUCCUUCGCAAUUUGGAGUACGAUAAGCUGGCCAAUGUCGUAGUUUGCUUCUGCGAAGGCAUGACAGUUCGUGGUUUACUGGCUUCUAUGGAAAGGCUCAACUUGUCCGACAGAUUUCUCUUCAUCGGAACUGACGGAUGGGCAGAUCGAGCUGACGUCGUUCUCGGGUAUGAGCGACAAGCAUUGGGUUCCAUCACUGUUAGAAUUCACAGUCCAUACGUCGAGUCGUUCGACAAACGAUAUUUUGGGUUGUCGCCAUUCACAAAUACUCGCAAUCCUUGGUUUACGGAGUUUUGGGAGCACAAAUUUGGAUGCCAAUUGCCGGGAGAUCCGAAUAUUUUGCAGCCAUUGACGAACUUUUUCGAUAAGAAAGUUUGUACAGGAAAAGAAGAUUUAUCCGAAAAAUACAAACAAGAACCAAAAUUAAGUUUUGUGAUAAAAGCAAUAAAGACGAUGGCAAUUGCCUUGAAUCAGCUGCAACAAGAUACAUGUGGUACGAAUUUUACAGGCGCUUGCUCAAAAAUGUAUCCGUUCAACGGAACUUUAUUUUUUAACUACUUACUCAACGUUUCCUUCCCCUAUGGGCCCGACGGUGACAUGGUUGAAUUCGAUCAUCGCGGAGACCCCCCAGGUCGUUACGACAUCAUGAAUUUCCAAGUGCGCGGCGACACUUACGAUUACGUGAAAAUCGCCGAUUGGAAUAACGGGACAUUGGAUUUCAUUCGCGAGUAUCAGGAACCUCCGCCGGGACCCAUUGAAUCCGUUUGCAGUAAACCUUGCCCAAAUGGCUAUUACAAGAGCAUUCAAACGGGAGGACAAGAGAAAAAAUGCUGCUGGGUGUGUUUGCCAUGUGACCGACAUCAAAUUCUCGCAAACGAAACAUAUUGUCAGGACUGCGCCAUGGGCUAUUGGCCAAAUAAACAGAAAAAUACUUGUCUUCCGAUUCGUAUCGAACAUAUGCAAUGGGAUGAUGGACAUGCUAUCAUCAGUAUGACAUUUUCGGUAACGGGCACAAUUGCGACAUUUAUCACACUUUGUAUUUUCAUCAGAUACAACAAUACGCCUGUGGUUAAGUCAUCGACACGCGAAUUGUGCUACAUAAUUUUGAUUGGAAUGAUCUUUUCGCACGUCUCGGUGUUUGCCAUCCUGAAAAUACCGACGGAAAUGUCAUGUGGCGUCAGUCGAUUCGUACCUGGCGUGUCAUUUUCCAUGAUUUACGCCUCGUUAUUUGUCAAAACGAAUCGCAUAGCGCGGAUUUUAGCGGGAUCCAAGAAAAGUUUUCCUUCAAAACGGUUGAAAUUCAUGUCAGCUUCCGCUCAAUUGGUUUUAACGAGUGUUUUAAUAUUCAUCGAAAUAAUUAUUACCGUUGCAAUGUUAAUUGUGGAGCCGCCCGGUAUCGAACAUCAAUAUCCAACUCGUCGUCGUGUCCUUUUAGUUUGCAGCACAAGUGCUCGAGGCGUUCUCGUCCCGCUCGCUUUUAUUUUUGUUCUUAUUGGAUUCUGUACGUUGUAUGCCUGGAAGACGAGAAGUGUCCCGGAGAACUUUAAUGAAGCGAAAUUCAUCGGAUUUGCCAUGUACACGACUUGUGUGAUUUGGGUCGCUUUUUUGCCCAUCUACUUUGGGAGCGAAUCAAAAAUAAUCACGCACUGCAUUUGCAUAUCGUUGUCGGCAACAGUUACGUUAAUUUUAUUGUUCUUUCCCAAAUUGUACAUCAUUCUGGUGCGACCUGAACGGAAUAUACGGGCAUUUUUUACGACAACAUCAAAAAUAAGAUGUCACAUUGGCGCACAAAAAAUAUCGACAAUUUCCUCCAAAGUACCUAGCUCAUUUUCAAGUAGUCAUGAUUGCUGUGAAUGUAGUAAACGAUCAUCGAUUGAAAGAAAUCGUGUAUCAGUAAAAUCCACGGCAAUCCAAACUUCGCCAGAUCUCAAACGCUUAACACUCCUUGCCGACAAUGCCAUGCCAGAUGUCGACAAAUCUUCCAUUAUCAGCGACUUAUUAUAUUGCGGAGACCCGAAGUCCCCCUCACGUAACGAUAUUCAAAACCGCCCGAAGCAAGAAACUCCAAAAAUUCGUUUUAGCGAGCAAAAUCAAUACAUUAGCGAUCAUUCUUCGUUAUCUGUUCCGCAACCCGGGGCUGCAACGGAUCGCACCAUGAGCAGCGACAGCAUGGAUACGCUCGACAAUCAAGCCGUUAACUUCAAUUAUGACUACUACACGACGCCAUAUAGCGUCAACACCGUGCGUCGAAAGAGCACCGACAGUGACGAACGCAAAUAUUUGUGCAAGGAUUGCGCUCGCAAAGACACGUACAAGUGGAAUCCGGAACACCUGCGGACGACAAUUAGCGAGGAAAGUCUCUCGGGAUGCUCGGCAAGCGAAAGUAGCGCUCACGAAUACAAAAUCAAAAAUAUCACAAUCAAAAUUGGGAAGCCAUAUUACUUGUAGGAAGUAGGAAAUUAAGAAGCCUUAGAAGAAAAGGGAACCAAAAAAAAAAUAAUUCACGUGAACAGAACUUUAUUUAGUUUUUUCAUUCAGAUUUUCUUUAAAUGCCUACCUAAAAGCUAAUAUUUUUUUAACGAUUC